Molecule: messenger RNA, 1951 nt
Organism: Nicotiana tabacum (common tobacco)
Lineage: Eukaryota; Viridiplantae; Streptophyta; Magnoliopsida; Solanales; Solanaceae
Product: short-chain dehydrogenase reductase 3b-like
Molecular function (GO): oxidoreductase activity
Source: RefSeq, a predicted model, not a curated record
ACUUCCCCCAAAAAAAGAAAAGAAAAAAGCACUGAAUACAACAGUUCAAUUCGGCAACCGGAUUAAUAUAUAUUUGUGGAUGCAGAGGAGACGUUAUUGUCCUGUAGCUGGAGGGGAAUCUCAGCCAGCAGACGCCUCUAUAAAAACCAAGUAAUUUAACCAGUUGUUGCAACAAGGAAGUUCAUCUUGUACUCGCAAUGGCAAAUAAGCUCAGAUUGGAGGGCAAAGUGGCUGUAAUUACGGGUGCAGCAAGUGGUAUAGGUGAAGCAACUGCAAGAUUGUUUGUGGAACAUGGGGCUCGCGUGGUAAUUGCCGAUAUUCAAGACGAACUUGGUCUCCAAGUAGUGGCGUCCAUUGGAACAGACAAGGCCAGCUACCGCCACUGCGACGUCACUGACGAGAAACAAGUCGAGGAAACUGUCGCCUACGCUGUUGAAAAAUACGGCACUCUCGACAUCAUGUUUAGCAAUGUCGGAACGCUGAACUUCUGCAGCGUUCUCGACAUGGAUAUGACGGCCUUUGACAAAACAAUGGCCGUCAACGUGCGAGGUACGGCAUUAGCCGUCAAGCAUGCAGCUCGAGUCAUGGUUGCUAAACAAGUUAGAGGCUCCAUCAUAUGCAACGCGAGCAUUGAGUCUAUUCUUGCUGGGGCAGCCUCGUUGGCCUACGUAGCGUCGAAGCACGCAGUCGUAGGCAUUGUGAAAGCGGCGGCGCGCGAGCUAGGACUGCACGGUGUCAGGGUGAACGGCGUGUCGCCUUAUGGCAUUGCGACGCCACUCGUAUGCAAAGCCUACGGCUGCGAUGAUGCCGCUUCGUUGGAAGCUGGAAUAUCUGGAAAUGGUCACUUGAAAGGUGUUACGUUGAGCACGGAACAUAUAGCACAAGCAGCACUUUUCUUGGCGUCAGAUGAAUCCGCUUACAUUAGCGGUCAUAAUUUGGCUGUAGAUGGCGGCCUCAGUUCUAUGUUGAAGCUGAAUUACUAAAUCCUCUCAUUAGUGUGCAAUGUCAUCUUCUUAAUAAAAUAACUGCUAGUAACUUGCAGCAUAGCAAGUUUGGUUUGUCUAUCCCGUCAAAUAGGCGUGUUCUGAUUUGGUUCAGCUUUUAUUAGAAAGAAAUCAGAACUCUUUCAUUAAUGUAAUAAUGUUCGCACAUUCACCUCCAACCAAUUUUUAACAAUUCAAAAGAAUGAACAAAUAACUCAGUAAUUUUUUUAUAAUAGGAUGCAAAACUAGUAAUGACUAUCGGGCAAUUGCACAAAAAGGAUUGUUUGGUGCCACCGUUUAAAUUUUGCCCCCGUAAAGAAAAGUGGGGAAAGUAACCCCACGCCAGACUUUUGAAGCACGUUGCCAGAAUUCCUAUUGAUUCAAAAGUCUGGCGCGGGGCUAUUUUAACAAAACAGUGGCACUUCUUUUUUGAUGACUAUUCCAAUAGUACCUGCUAGGACCUGCAUAUAGAGGGUCGCACCAUUAAAUUUUUGAAUAUUCUCAAUCAACAACUAGACUUCCGUUCAGUGUCUGAAAUUUAUAUCACUAAAUAGCUUCUAAAGUAACAAAGCAUGAUCCAUACUGUACUGAACUUAUUGAUCAAUAUCAAUGAUUUCAGAAUUGCAUACUCAAUGAUUAGGGCAAACUAUAGCAACAACCCCCCAGCUAUUAUGGAAGACCAUGUCUUCAUCAAAUCAACUGAAUUUGCAUCCUCCGGAUGAAGUCUACAACUAUAAUCAUCUAGAUGGUCUAACUACAUCAAGUGCUGAUCAUCACAAAGAAAAGAAACCAAUUUCACAAGAAAGGAUCAGCUGCAUUAACAAGGUAAAAGUUACACUGUAAAGUGGAUUUUUGACUUUACACAACAUACUUCCUUGCAACAACAUAUGACAACUUUGAGAGAAAUAUCACACUAAGACUGAAGAUCAAAACAUGAAUGGAACAACCGAAAAGAAGUCUCCAUGAAA